AUGGACGUGAUCACGGCUCAAAACUUCAGAGAAGAUUCAAAUGGUCCUUCUAAAAUCAAGAGAAGAAAGAGAAUCUCAUUAACUUGUACCACUUGUAAACAAAGAAAAGUGAAAUGUGAUCAAGGGAAACCUUGUAGUUCAUGUGUUAAAAAAAGAAUUCCUGCCCAUUUAUGUAUAUAUGAAGAUUCUCCAUUCAUACCAACAACUUCAGAUUCAACAAAUCCAACUGAAACAAUUGUAUUGUUGAAAGAUGAAAAUAAAAAAUUACAAGAACAAUUAGAUGAAUUGAAAAAAUGGAAAGAAAUCGUUUCUGGUGAUCCAAUGCCAAUGAAUUCAAAUGCAAAAGUUAAUCUUUAUCAUAGUGUUCAUGUUAAAAGAAAUAAAACUAUAUAUUUCGGUCCAACAAGUUGGAGAACUUUAUUAGAUAAAGAAAAUAAUUUUGCUGAUUUAAUAAAAUCUGCUAAAAAUUAUGUUUCAAAUGUUAAAAAAGAAUGGAAAGUGGAAAAUAAUAUUGAUCAUAUACCUUUUGAAGAAUAUAAAGAUGUUAAUGUUGAUUCUUCACAAAAAUUAUUAACAAAUUUAGAAUCUUUUUUACCAAAUUAUGAAAUUGUUAGAGAAUAUCUAAAACUAUAUGCUGAAGGUUAUUGGAAUCAUAAAUUACCAAUUGUUGAUCCUGAAGUUUUAUUAAUAGAUUUUAAUCAAUUAUUUAUAAGAAAUGGUACAAGAUUCCAUAUUAAAGUUUAUAACAAAAGUAUUGAUUAUGCUAAAAUUGCAUUGAUUGUAAUUAUUGUUAAAUUUGUUGUUACAAAUAUUAAUUCAUAUGAUAAAAAUUCAAAUAAUGAUCCAAGAGAUCAUUUAUUACGUUAUACUGAAAAAUUAUUAGAAUUAUCAAAAUACAUGUCAAAAUCAACAGUACCUGCUUUACAAACAUUAAUUAUAAUGAGAAAUUUUAGAAAAAUGAAUCCAAUUGAUGGUGAUGGUGGUGAUUCAAGUGAAGGUGCUUUAUUACAUAGAACUGCUAUAAAUAUGGCAAUAUUAUUAGGUUUAAAUAAAGAUGUUGAUUCCUUAUAUUCAAGAUCUUCAAUAAUUACAAGAAAUGUUUUAAGAAAUAUUUGGGAACAUUUAUUAUUUCAAGAUGCUGUAUUAUCAUUCCAUCUGGGGAUCCCUUUAGCUAUUGAUGAAAAUUAUAUUGAUCCUUCUUAUUUACAGAAAAAUGGAACUUUAUUAUUUAUUGGUGGUAUUUUAAGAGAUGCAAUGAAAUUAUUAACAAAAUCAAGUCAAUGUGAUCAAUAUGAAAUUCUUCAAUUAAUUGAAAAAUUAGAAACUUAUAAUGGAGGUGUAUUAUUAACUUUAUCAAAAGAUAUUAAAGAAUUUUCUAAUGCUGAUUAUAUCUUGAAAGAUUAUGAUAAUAUGGGUGAAAUUGAAUUAAAAUUAUUUGGUAUUUAUAUAUUACAUGUUCUUUAUGAUGUUUUAUAUCGUGGUGUUGAUAAAUCAGAUCCAAAUGUUGAUAUUUAUUAUAAUGGUACUAUGAAAUAUGGUUCUUUAUGUGUUACACAUUUCAUUGAAGUUUUGGCAAGAUUAAAUAGAUUUUGUGUGGAAAAUAGAUCAAAUCCUGCUAAAUUAUUUAAAAUUGUGGAAAUUUGUUUAUCAGUUGUUGGUGCUUCAAAAUUUGUAUUUAUCAAGAUUUUUUGUGCAAUUUGUACAUUUGAAGUUACAAAAUUAUUUGAAAAUGAAAUUAAUUCUUCGUCAUCAACUUCAAAUUCACCUUUAAGAGAUUUAAAUUUUAAUUUAAGUGUUACGGAUUUUGAAAUGUUAAAUCCUCAUGAUAAUUCACAAUAUUUAAAUAGAUCUUUUAGAUCACCAGCCUUUUUACAUGGUUUAAUGACAUUAGCAUGUAAAUAUAUGAUGAAAAUGAAAAAUGAUUCUUUUGAAAAAGUUUUCAAUUUAAAUUUUUGUUUAUUUGUUGUUUUAGCAUUAUUUAAAUAUUUUGAAAAAUUUAUUGAAAGAAAAUUAGCAAGAGAAAAACAUUCUAGUGCAAUAAAUAGAGUUCAAGCAAAUGUUAUUUAUAGUCCUGCUUGUUUAAAUGUUCAAUCUUCAAGUCCAUUUAGUGAAUCUUCUGGUUCAAAUAUUUCCACAGCUCCAUCAAUCCCAUUAGAUAGUAAACAAUUCCCAUCACCAAAUACAUUAGAUUCUAUAAAUCCAUAUAAUAAAGCUGAAUCAACAACAGGACAAAGUGCUAAUACACCAAAUUCAAAUUAUUCAGUAACAUCUUCAUCAAAUACAGUUUAUAAUCCAAAUAGUGAAUUGGUCGGUAAUGAUUUAAUUGAUGAAUUAUUUAAAAAUGUAUUUACUGAUGAUAAUUUAUUUAGUUCACAAUUGGAUACAAAUUUAAAUAAUUGGGAUUUCAAUGAUUUUAUGUCAACAGGGUAUGGUAUGUUUUAUGAAGAUAAACCAACUACAAAUCAACAUCAACAAUAA
Molecule: messenger RNA, 2478 nt
Organism: Hansenula ciferrii
Lineage: Eukaryota; Fungi; Ascomycota; Saccharomycetes; Phaffomycetales; Wickerhamomycetaceae
Product: putative transcriptional regulatory protein
Exons: 1
Coding region: 1-2478 (825 amino acids)
Biological process (GO): regulation of DNA-templated transcription; DNA-templated transcription
Molecular function (GO): DNA binding; DNA-binding transcription factor activity, RNA polymerase II-specific; zinc ion binding
Source: RefSeq, a predicted model, not a curated record